UGUUUCGAGUUGUUAAUCUUCAAAAGUUAUGCACAAAACACUGCAGAGCUCGUAUUUCUCUGGUCACCCUGGCGUUUCUUUGUUUCGAUGGGCUUUACCUGCCGAAGGAAGAAAACCAGUUCGUGCAUCAUGUCAUGCAUGAUUUGGAAACAUACCAACAGGAAGACAACUCAAAGAGCGUGCUGCUGUUCCCCCCGUUACCCAGCAGGCUGCGGUACCUGAUCCACAGGACUGUAGAGGACAUCCCAGAGCUCACCACCUUCUCUGUCGGUGAAACUUGGUGCCGUCAGGUGGUGGUCUGCCCAGCUGAGCUCAGGAGUGAGUCAGAUGAAGAUGGUGAUUUUGAGGAUAACGGCUAUGAUGAAGAGCCUCUGAGCUCAAAAGGGGAGAUGAAUGAUGGUGUCAAGCUCAAAGCUCCUGUCCCGACUCGAAGCCGGGCACCUAAAAGGCCAGACAAGCCCCUCUAUGUGCCACGAGCUGCUCGACAGAGACAAAACUCACCAGGCUCCACCGCAGACAAGGACUUGCAGAGUUCAGCUCGCUGCAGUAACKUGCUGAGCAGUCCUCUAGAUCCCCGUUCCUGCCCUGAGACCACAGAACUUCAAAUACAGCCGUCGUGUGCCAAGGUGGCGGAGAAGAAAAUGAACAAUGAUGCGAACAGUUCAGGGUCCUGUUUUCAGGARGAGACUCAAAAGUUGGCCCAGAGUUUGAAUGAAAGCGAGGCUGUUGUCUGGGAUGAGACUCAGGACUUUUUUGCUGAGAUGACCUUGGUUGCAGACAAGCGUGAGGAGCUCACGUGUUUGUCAGACAAAGACCAGAUAGAAGACACAGACAUAGAUGAUUUGACUGAACAGAUCAAGGCACGUCUCAAAGAAACAGACAUCAUCUCCAUAAAGCUUGUUCACAGUGACUACUCUGUCUAUGAGAACAUGGCUUUCAGUGCUGAUGACUUCAGCCACGUGAUCGAGAUCUACAACUUUCCAGCUAUGUUCAAGACAAACGACCUCCUUGAUGCUUUUGCAGAAUACAGUGAUGGUGGAAUGAAGAUCACGUGGGUGGACGACACACAUGCUCUGGGAGUUUUCUCCACCGAGGCAGCAGCCCACCAGGCUCUCUCGAUGUGCCACCCGCUGCUGAAGACACGAGUGCUCUCUAAAGCAAGUAAAAAAGCUAAAAGAAAGGCCAUCAGUCGGGCAGAGUUUAUUCAGCCAGUGAAGGAACGUCCCAGGACAGACUGUGCUGUUGCCAAACGGAUGGUGACCAGAGCGUUAGGCAUACGGGGCCGAGGUGGACCGCAGCAACACUGAGUUUUACUAAAAUCUGAUGAUCCUGUUCCUCUGAGGAGCGACUGCAGUGACAAACUUCACUUCAUCAUUUAGAGUCUCCAUUUACUUCACUGUUAGCAUCACUAACAAAGAAGAUCGGACUCUAAAUUCAAGAAACAUUUAAUAGAUUUAAUAUUUCGGAUGACUCCAGUGGUUCUGAAACAAGGAAGCUUAGUUAUUUUUUGCACGUUUCUUGAACUGAAUUGUUUUGCGUUAUAUUUAAACCUCUGGCUGGUUUCCACAUCUUUUUGCUGUUUGCUCACUGCCAGGUGAAGCCAGAUGUUCUGCAUAAUUCUACAGUAUUAACUUAUUAUUUUUCAAUAACAUUACAUUUUUCUGCAA
Austrofundulus limnaeus is the source of this 1667-nucleotide messenger RNA. It is a transcript of the gene r3hcc1, whose product is annotated as R3H domain and coiled-coil containing 1. Gene Ontology annotation, molecular function: nucleic acid binding. The coding region runs from base 135 to 1307 and encodes 390 amino acids. The record is from RefSeq and is a predicted model, not a curated record. Lineage: Eukaryota; Metazoa; Chordata; Actinopteri; Cyprinodontiformes; Rivulidae. The transcript is spliced from 9 exons.